AACAAUGUACCACUUUCAUCCUCAUCUUGCCACGAGGUACUAACUGGUGCUAACUGCAUAGUGAGAAUGUGUAUUCUCACUUUGUCUUCCUAACACACAACAUGUCACAAAUUUGCUGUGCCUACCGUUUACUACCUUUAACUCUGAUAUACUAGGCUGUAUUGAUAAUAAUGAAAUUCAUCGCCAUAAAUUUCCUAGUCCGCUUAACUCACCGACCAAUCAAAUUUCUAGAAAUACUAGUCCUGCUUCAGCUUCUCCACCCACAUCUUAGUGCAUCCACGAGGAACAAUAAUUUUAACACAUUAAUUAACCCAGAAGGAAAUCAUCUUCAAGUACUUAGACAAAGAUCAAACGGGCUUUGGAAUUUUUCAUCCCACCUCGAUACAAAAAUAAAUCCUAACCUCCAGGGUAGAAAUUUGAUAACAACUUUGUUCGAGUCUCCGUACAUUUUUAGCUUUUCUAUCAUUCUGGUCGUGCUUUAUGUGACGAUUGCCAAUCACAACAUGCAAGCGCAACACCAUCAUCAUCCAGAGCCCAAGGAAGAAGAGGAGGAAGAGGAAUCAAAAGAGAUCGGACUUAUCUCCAAAAAACUUGGCAUAGCUCGUGAAGUAAUCACCAUCAUUUCCGAAUCCUUCAACAAGGCUGCCCACGAUCUCGAACUUGUAAAUGUGAUACACGACAUCCGAACUGGUCAUGCCGAACCUGGUGGAGAGAGAGUUAGUGGAAGUCACUCAACAAAAGAUAAAAGCAAAGAUAACCCGGUCAAUAAAAAUAGAAGACCUACCAAAGCUCAAACUACACCCACCAAUACGCGCCCCCCUUAAAUAUGCAUGAACCUGAUUUGUAGAUUAAUAAAAACCUGCUUUACACAUUUUACGCCGUAGAGCUCAUUAAUAAUAAAAUUACUUAACAAAAUUACAAUCUUAA
Molecule: messenger RNA, 927 nt
Organism: Folsomia candida
Lineage: Eukaryota; Metazoa; Arthropoda; Collembola; Entomobryomorpha; Isotomidae
Exons: 3
Coding region: 171-824 (217 amino acids)
Source: RefSeq, a predicted model, not a curated record